AUGGAAAUUGUCCGAAGCUUAGAAGACGUCCGAAAUUCAAUUGAAGGAGUAUCUUCCAUUUUCAUCGCCGACAAGGAUGGCGCUGUCGUUUGUUCCGUAGGUUUUUCGACAUAAUUGAAUAAAAAAGACGGAAAGUUAUAUUUGAAGGAGAUGAACUCCGGCAAAGGUCCGCCAUCAUUCAGAGCCACAGAAAUGUAGUCGAACAAGCUUCGCGACUUCAAAUGGGUUCGUUUUUCGAUUUCGAAGCAGAUUUUUGGAGUAUUCGUUGUAAAAGAAAAUCUCAAACUCAUUUCUUAAGAAAGUUACUUUUUGUUUGGGUUUCAAAUUAAUUGGCGAAAAAUGAAUCAUUGAGGUGGACACAAGGCUUCCAUGUUUUUCUUCGAUCCCACGCAACUUAUCAUCCUCUCUUUCCCGUCAUUUUGCGCUUUCUUCCUCGCUUCCCAUCAGGUGAAGUGAUCUAAUGAUUUUAUUGACGGGAAGAUUUUUUUUUUUCCAGACGAACACUGGCCAAAUACUUCACUCCAGAAGGCAAUUAGAGCCUAUAAUCUCUGAAAUUCGUGCCGUUAUAGCCACCGAAACGCCGAUUUGUGAGUUAAUGAGCUAUUGAGAGAGAUUUACAUCGAUCAAAGUGAAAGUUCCAGUCUUGGAUCCGAAAAUAUUACUUUGGAGAAAACAUAAAUUGAAGAAAAUUUUUUUUCAUUCAAUUUUUAAAACUCUUGUUUUUAAAUUAAUUUUUUUGUUUUUUUGUUUUAAUUCGAGCACUAGGCGAUUCAGCUCAUAAGCCAUAUGUGAAUUUCAGAAAAAAAUUAAAAAGACUCUAAAAAAAGCCAUUUUUAAAAUUUCUCUCCUUUAUAAGAUCUCCUGUCAAUAAAUUUUCGAAUAUAAUGUCUUAAAGCAGGUUUUUAGGAAUUUCAAUUUUUUUAGAAAAAAACAAAUUUUUUUAACUGAUUUCAUUCGAUUCGUGCUCAUUUUUUUAUUUUUUUCCUAUCUAAAAAAAUAAAAAAAUAAAAAAAUAAAAAAACAAUUUCCCGAUUCUGAUACCGAAAUGGUUUUUACUUUUUUUCCAGCGUUGGACUACGACUAA
Molecule: messenger RNA, 1084 nt
Organism: Caenorhabditis auriculariae
Lineage: Eukaryota; Metazoa; Nematoda; Chromadorea; Rhabditida; Rhabditidae
Source: the annotation of a GenBank genome assembly